AUGCGCGCUGAGCUUUGUCACUUCAGCGGCCUCAAGAUCCACCCCGGCCAUGGCAUGAGCCACUGCCGAGCCGACGGAAAGGUCAUCCGAAUGAUCAACAGCAAGGUCGCCUCCUUGUACCACAACAAGAAGAACCCCAGAAAGCUUCGAUGGACCAUCCUCUACCGACGAAAGAACAAGAAGGGCAUCAGCCAGGAAGCUUCUGUGAAGCGACGUGUCCGACGUAACGUCAAGGCCACCAAAGCUGUCGGAGGACUCAGCUACACUGAAAUCCUCAACAAGAAGAUGCAGAAGCCCGAGAUCCGACAGAAGCAGCGAGAAAACGCCAUCCGAGCUGCCAAGGACAAGAAGAAGGCCAACGAGGCUAACAAGAAGGCCGCUCGCUCCGCCACUCUUGCUAAGGGCAAGGCCGCCGCUCCCGUCGCCAAGCAGAUGAAGAAGGGCGGUGCCAAGGCUGGAAAGCGCUAA
This is a messenger RNA of Oikopleura dioica, 468 nucleotides long. NCBI's taxonomy places the organism in Eukaryota, Metazoa, Chordata, Appendicularia, Copelata, Oikopleuridae. The record is from the annotation of a GenBank genome assembly.